UGGGGGAUACACUCAUCCCAUCAGAGAUAGUGUGUGUGUGUUUGUGUGUGUGUGUGUGUGUGUGAAGUGUAAGUGCAGAGUGUGAAGAUGAUGCAGCAGAUGAUGCGUGUGUCCUGGAGGGGCGUGUCCCCGGUGAUUAAGUGGGUGGAACCUGUGGCAGAGGUGAGGACUCUGGAUCAGAUGCCUGGACCAUCAGCAGUCAGGUUUGUCUUGGACCUGCUGGCAAACCGAGGACUAUCCAGACUGCACGAAAUGCAGGUGGAUGGUCGGCGCCGGUUCGGGCCAAUGUGGAAGGCAAGUUUCGGUCCGGUUCUGACGGUACAUGUCGCAGAACCGGAGCUGAUAGAGCAAGUGCUCAGACAGGAAGGACACACACCAAUGAGGUCAGACAUUUCCUCCUGGAAGGACUACAGGAAACACAGAGGACAUGGAUACGGCCUGCUGACCGCUGAGGGGGAGGAGUGGCAGAAAAUCCGCAGUCUUCUCGCCAAACACAUGCUGCGUCCCAAAUCAGUGGAGGCAUAUGACAGCACACUUAACGCUGUAGUGACCGACCUGAUCACUAAACUCAAACUACGCACACAACAAAAUCCUCACGGAGUCGUCAGUGACAUCGCAGCAGAGUUCUAUCGCUUCGGCCUCGAAGGUAUUUCCUCGGUACUGUUCGAGUCCAGGAUUGGCUGUUUGGAUGCAGUGGUUCCCGUGGAAACAGAACGUUUUAUCCAGUCCAUUAACACCAUGUUUGUGAUGACGCUGCUCACCAUGGCGAUGCCGGCAUGGCUCCAUCGGCUUUUCCCUAAACCAUGGCGAACGUUCUGUCAGUGCUGGGAUUACAUGUUCCAGUUCGCGAAAGGUCACAUCGACCAGCGCCUUAAAGAAGAAGAGGAGAAGCUGGCACGCGGACAGGAAGUGGAGGGGCGAUAUCUGACCUACUUCCUUUCUCGAGCUGGAAUUCCCAUGAAAUCUGUGUACAGUAACGUGACGGAGUUGCUGCUCGCAGGAGUCGACACGAUCUCCAGCACGCUGUCUUGGUCUCUCUAUGAACUUUCCCGCCAUCCUGAGAUCCAGGCAUCCCUGAGGUCAGAGGUCAUUAAGGUUCUGGGAGACAGAAGAAUCCCGACAGCAGCCGAUGUAGCGGCCAUGCCUCUGAUGAAGGCUGUCAUUAAAGAAAUCACCAGGCUGUAUCCUGUAAUUCCUGGGAACGCCCGAGUCAUCACAGAUCGGAAUAUUACAGUCGGAGGCUACGUCAUUCCCAAAAAAACGCUCAUCACUCUGUGUCAUUACGCCACAUCACGUGAUCCGGCUCAGUUUUCCGACCCGAACUCAUUUACGCCACAGCGGUGGAUCAGUCGUGAUGAAGGGAAUCACCCGUAUUCCUCUCUUCCCUUCGGAGUUGGCAAACGCAGCUGCAUCGGCCGCAGAAUUGCAGAACUGGAGCUGUAUCUGGCCCUCAGUCGGAUUUUACUGCAUUAUGACGUAAAGCCGGAUCCGAGCAGCUGUGUGGUCCGACCCAUGACCCGAACCAUCCUGGUUCCAGACAGAGAAAUUAAUCUGCAGUUCAUCGAGCUCUGAGACUCUGCAUACAGCAGUGUGAAAACAUCUGCAUAGGAGAAACAAAGCAGAAAACAGCUGUGGAGAGUGUGUGUUCCAGUCCAGCACUCUGUGUCUGUGUGUGUGUGUGUGUGUGUGUGUGUGUGUGUGUGUGUGUGUGUGUUCUCACACAGUGCUCUUUAUAGACAUCAUUUCAUCUUGUCUUCUGGAUAAGGAACAGAAGAGGAGAUGAAGGAAACACUCAGGGACAGAUGAAUAAUUCCUGUGUGGACACGCCCCUCUGAGUUCCUCUGAGUUCCUCUGAGCUCCUCAGAGUUCUGUGGAGCUGUGAGAUGAUCCUUGAACUGUUUUUAAAAUGUGUUGUUUUUUAUUUCUGUAACUAGAGGUGAAUUGUGUCUAAAUCUCACAUGUGACUGAAAUCAGAUGAUGGCCUUCAUGUAGCACUUUAUUUACUUACACAUGUGAUGAUAUUAAUGUCCAGGUACUGGUGCUUAAAUACGACACUUUCACGUCACUCAGGUCUGUUAGUGUCAUUGUUACUGUAGUUAUUAUAGUGACGCUGUAGUGUUACUCUGUUGUUACUGUAGAAUAAUUGUAGCAUUACUGUUACUGUACUGUUACUCAUCAGCUGAACUUUUUUUAUACUUUUUAAUGCCUUAUAAUAAAUUGCUACUUUGAAAGAGAAUUAGCAAUGAAAUUUGUUGAUUUUUUAAAGCUAAUUAAAGAGUAAUAAUGGUAAAUAAAAUAA
This is a messenger RNA of Ictalurus punctatus (channel catfish), 2299 nucleotides long. It is a transcript of the gene cyp27b1, whose product is annotated as 25-hydroxyvitamin D-1 alpha hydroxylase, mitochondrial. Gene Ontology annotation, molecular function: monooxygenase activity; iron ion binding; heme binding. The transcript is spliced from 9 exons. Gene Ontology annotation, cellular component: mitochondrial inner membrane. The record is from RefSeq and is a predicted model, not a curated record. Bases 88 to 1572 code for a protein of 494 amino acids. NCBI's taxonomy places the organism in Eukaryota, Metazoa, Chordata, Actinopteri, Siluriformes, Ictaluridae. Gene Ontology annotation, biological process: cellular response to peptide hormone stimulus; C21-steroid hormone biosynthetic process; cortisol metabolic process.